AUGAAAAGUAUAGGAGAGCACAUGUUGAGGCUAAGAAAAAAGGUUUUAGGUUUAGUUCCUUUUGAAAAACUUGAUGUUUUGACGAGACAUUUUGAAAUGUUAAUAUGGUUUGUGGAUAAGGAUGUGGCCAGUAUUGCGGUAUCUGGAAAUGGAUUUAUAAGUGAAACGGCAAUUGAGAAUAAUCCAAAUAAUAUACAUUGUGCUGUUUUAGACAGUAACCUUGCGAUUGAUGAUAUCAAAAGGUAUUUUGACAACGACGGCUGGGCUGCUCUAAAACAAGUUGUGGAUAUAAAGCGAAUAAAUCCAACAUGGAUAUGCAAAUGUUGCAAUGAGGAUUCAUCGAACAAUUCGAUUUGUUGCAAUAGAUGUCUAGAGUGGUUCCAUUUUAAAUGUGUUAAUGUUAAAACAACAUUAAAAAAAAAAAUAUGGUUUUGCAGAAUCUGUAAAGAAACUUACGAUUGA
Macrosiphum euphorbiae (potato aphid) is the source of this 462-nucleotide messenger RNA. Lineage: Eukaryota; Metazoa; Arthropoda; Insecta; Hemiptera; Aphididae. The record is from the annotation of a GenBank genome assembly.